CAUUGGUGCCAAAACUCAGCCAGAGUCUAAAUGUCCUGAACUUUUGGCCAACUACUGUGAUAUGUUAUUAAGAAAGACCCCACUCAGCAAAAAACUAACAUCAGAGGAGGUGGAAAAGAAAUUAAGAGAUGUGCUUUUGGUGUUAAAAUAUGUACAGAAUAAGGAUGUGUUUAUGCGGUAUCACAAGGCUCACUUAACAAGGAGACUGAUAUUAGACACCUCAGCUGACAAUGAGAAAGAGGAAAACAUGGUGGAAUGGUUAAGGGAAGUUGGUAUGCCAGCUGAUUAUGUAAACAAACUGGCCAGGAUGUUCCAGGAUAUCAAAGUCAGUGAUGAUCUCAACCAAGAAUUUAAAGACGCCCAUCGGAACAAUAAUGAGGGUAUAGCAGAUUCAAUUAAUAUAAAGAUACUGAACGCUGGAGCUUGGGCGCGGUCGAGUGACCGGGUAACUGUGUCCCUGCCGAUGGAACUGGAGGACUAUAUACCACAGGUGGAGGAGUUCUAUCGACAAAAACACAGCGGCCGCAAGUUACAGUGGCACCACCUCAUGUCUAAUGGAAUUAUUACAUUUGGCAAUGAUAUAGGUCGAUUUGACCUAGAAGUAACAACUUUUCAAAUGGCGGUGUUGUUUGCGUGGAACCAGAGGCCUAAGGACAGGAUAUCUUACGAGAGUCUGAAGUUAGCCACCGAGCUCCCAGACACAGAACUCAGGAGAACUCUCUGGUCACUUAUAGCUUUUCCAAAGAUCAAACGUCAGCUUUUAUUAUGUGAACCUGAUGCCAAGUCCGCCAAAGACUUCAAUGAUGCCACUCAGUUCUGGGUGAACCAAGAAUUCGCACUCAUUAAAAAUGGAAAGGUCCAGAAGAGAGGGAAGAUAAACCUAGUGGGUCGGUUACAGCUGUCUACAGAGAAAAGCAAAGAGGAGGAUAAUGAAGGAAUAAUGCAGUUGAGGAUCCUUCGUGUUCAGGAGGCCAUCGUAAAAAUCAUGAAGAUGAGGAAGAGGAUCACGAAUGCAGCUUUGCAGACAGAACUCGUAGAAAUAUUGCGCAAUAUGUUCCUUCCAUCUAAAAAACUAAUCAAAGAGCAAAUAGAGUGGCUCAUAGAACACAAAUAUAUGAAGAGGGACGAGGAAAACAUUAACAUGUUCAUUUACAUGGCUUAAUUGUGAUACACGUGUAGGAAUUCCAGAGAAGUGCAAAAUAGAUUUUACUCCGGAGCAUGACAGUUCAGGUGUAUGCUGUUGAUAUACUGCUGUCGUGGAAGCUUUUAGAACAGGCAUUGGUCCAUUUCCUGAAGGCACGACAGGAGUUUUCAGCAUUUAACAGUGAAUUUUAUCACUCACAGUUUUUUCUUCUUCCUUUAAAUAUUUAAAGAUCUGACACUUAACAAUUAUUAGUUUGUGGAAAAAUUUACUAUUAAUGAGUACAUUUUUUUUUUUACAUCUUUAAUUAAAUAUUUUGUAACAAAUUUGUACACUCCAUCAAAUUUAGUUAUAAGCAUUUCUUGAAAUAUCUGGAAAAUUUCUAUCGGAAUGUUGAUUAUAGAAAAAAAAAUCUCUUACCUAGCAAGACAUUUUAAGUGUGUAUGUGAAUACAUGUAUGGGAGAAUGAGCAAUACGUCAUUAGUGUAAUAUGUGUAAACAAUCUGAACUCAAUUAUUUUAUAAGAUUGAUGACCAGUGUGCUAUAUCCUUAGGGCUUUCAUCAGUACACUGAUGGCAUGUUUUUUCAUCAAGCUUUUAUUAUUUGAAAUGUUUCACAAUAUCAGUGUGUGUAAAUCUUCUCAAUGUUAGCAAGUCUUCUGGUCACUGAACCUGUAUUUGUUUGAUAAUUAUCAAAUGUUAACAACUACAUGUCCAUUUUGUUUGUUAUGAAUAUUUAACAAAAUUCAGAUACACUAGCUUUGGAAUGGAUUAUAAAUAGUGGAAAUUUUUUCUUCCUUAGCCAAGUAAUGACCUUAUUGAAAUUGUUCACAUAAAUAACACGAUUGAUUCUUUACCUAAUAUUUAUUAUUACAUGUACAUGUACAUGUAUGUGAACCAUGAUAAAAAAAUCACAGAUCAUAAAUAACCCACUUUAUAGUUAGGUGUUGUUGGUGAUCUGUUUAUUCCUUUAAGUGAUAUAGAAAUUAAUCUUAUGCUUUAAAGCUGGUCCAUUAUCAAGGAUUAUUGUGACUAAACUUGAAUUGAUUACCGGUAUACCUGUUACUAGGGAUGCACACUACCAGAUGUGCUUUGAAAUCUGGAUCUGGUCCUCGUUUACUGGGUCAUUGUAAAUGAGUUAAAAUGUUUGGGGCAGAUCUGUAGAUCCGUCCUGGACCAAUCUUGUAUAGAUGUUGUAUCUGAGGAUGCACAUUACCAGCACAAUUAAUUGAUGGAUGAGGUUCAGUCUAACUUAUAGAUAACAUUUGUUGAUGUGAGAUUUAUAAUCUUUAAUUAUCUAUGCUUUCAUGUAAACAUUAAAAUCAAUGAAAAAAUACAUAAAUAUAUGAUAGUAAACCCCAGUACACAACUAUUAAUGUGUCAUCGUCCAUUUUACUACACUUGUUUUCUACCUCUGGACAUAAUGGUUUUAGAUGAAAACGUAGGACCCUGCUGCAGGAUUCUACCUUAUACAGUGGCUUUUUGUUUGUAUUAAAAGUUAAAGGGGAUUAUACUGCACAUAAUAUCAUAAAAUUUAUAUUUGCCCAGAAGAAGGAUUUUUUAAACACACAUUCAAGUUCGUUUUGUCCCUUUUGAAUAUAGAUGGUUUGCUUAAAUAGCUCUGCUUUAAAUUACCUAAAUGCAAAAAAAAAAAUAAUAAAUAAACAGUAUUACAUGAAUAUUUGAACAAAUGUACGGUUCCAUUAUGGUUUAGCAGGAUCUGUGUUUUAAUGUACACAUAAGUUGCACAUGUGCAUCAAUAUGAAAAUAGACCAUUUCUUUUUCUGACAUAAAGAGUGGUAAUUUCGUAAGUCCCCCCCCCCCCCCAUCAUUUAAUAUAUAUGUAAACAUUAAUAGAAAAGUUCUGGAAAUUUUGUGCACUUCAAUUUAAAUUAUUUGUGCUUGAGUUUAAUUUCUGGCAGGGGUAAUGAGUGAUGAGUUAUAUAUAUGUGGUGUAUACAAGAUUAUAUGUGUAUGUAAAUGAAUGAGCUGUUUCAAAAUAUGUGAAGUAUUAAAAACAAAUUUUGUGUAAUAAACCCCAAAAUUAAGACA
Molecule: messenger RNA, 3192 nt
Organism: Saccostrea cuccullata (small rock oyster)
Lineage: Eukaryota; Metazoa; Mollusca; Bivalvia; Ostreida; Ostreidae
Product: cullin-5-like
Exons: 8
Biological process (GO): protein ubiquitination; SCF-dependent proteasomal ubiquitin-dependent protein catabolic process
Cellular component (GO): Cul5-RING ubiquitin ligase complex; SCF ubiquitin ligase complex
Molecular function (GO): ubiquitin protein ligase binding; protein-macromolecule adaptor activity
Source: RefSeq, a predicted model, not a curated record